GGGCUGUCAGAACGCGCCCAUAAAUAGCAUGCUCCUUGUGAAGGCAGGCCGAGUCUGCAGACAGCCGUGGCUCCUCUGUUCUUCCUGAGGCUACAGCAACAGCCAGAGGUGUUCCUGGGGAGAUGGCAGCACAGCAUGGAGCACCCGAGCAGGCUGCGGCUGGCAAGAGCCAUGGAGGCCUUGGAGGCAGCUACAAGGUGAUCGUGUACGAGCUAGAGAACUUCCAAGGCAAACGCUGCGAGCUCUCGGCCGAGUGCCCCAACCUGACUGACGGCCUGCUGGAGAAGGUCAGCUCCAUCCAAGUGGAGUCCGGGCCGUGGCUGGCAUUUGAGAGCAGGGCCUUCCGUGGGGAGCAGUUUGUCUUGGAGAAGGGGGAUUACCCUCGCUGGGAUGCCUGGACCAACAGCCGUAAUAGUGACAGCCUCCUGUCCCUCCGGCCUCUGAACAUUGAUAGCGCAGAUCACAAGCUGCACCUGUUUGAGAACCCAGCUUUCAGCGGCCGUAAGAUGGAGAUAGUGGACGAUGACGUGCCCAGCCUGUGGGCUCAUGGCUUCCAGGACCGUGUGGCGAGUGUCCGCGCCAUCAACGGGACGUGGGUUGGCUAUGAGUUUCCCGGCUACCGUGGGCGCCAGUACGCGUUUGAGCAGGGCGAGUACCGCCACUGGAAUGAAUGGGACGCCAGCCAGCCACAGCUGCAGUCUGUGCGCCGCAUCCGCGACCAGAAAUGGCACAAGCGAGGCUGCUUCCUCAGCAGCUGAAAGGCACCCAGACCUCGAGGACCCAGACCCACCCUGCAGGGGCUGCCAGGCCAAGAGGAGGAGGCUCCAGGGCUGGGACGAGGGCCAACCUGUCCACCCUUCCCUGGAAUCUGCUCAAUAAAGCCUGGGGUUGUUCCCCCACCUGCCAUGUU
Cebus imitator (Panamanian white-faced capuchin) is the source of this 910-nucleotide messenger RNA. It is a transcript of the gene CRYBB3, whose product is annotated as crystallin beta B3. Gene Ontology annotation, biological process: visual perception; lens development in camera-type eye. Gene Ontology annotation, molecular function: structural constituent of eye lens. Bases 123 to 758 code for a protein of 211 amino acids. The record is from RefSeq and is a predicted model, not a curated record. NCBI's taxonomy places the organism in Eukaryota, Metazoa, Chordata, Mammalia, Primates, Cebidae. The transcript is spliced from 6 exons.